AGUGGACGGACGGGCGGUGUGAAGUGUGAUGAUGUCGGGACUGAUAUCUUGGGAUUGAAGAUGAAAACACAUGCGUGCGUUCGGCCAAAAGGAAUGAAGACAUGCUGAGAUGAAGAGUCAGUCUGGUUUCCUAAAGAAAAUAUCAUGGAUUAUUUAUGCCAUUUUGCACAGAUGACACUUAACACAAUGGGAUUCCUCGGAAAAAAAGAAUGACAAACAGAUAGGGAACACUUUUCAAAUCGGAAUUAAGUUAUUUUCUUCUUAACUUGAAAACACCUUAGUUGUGAGCAUCUAUUUAAGCAGGAGUAUGGAUUUGUGUAAGGCGCUCCUGUUGUUCCUGAUCUCAAACUGCGUUACAAUGACUCUGUCGCUGUCCACCUGCACCACGGUGGACAUCGACCACAUCAAGAAGAAGCGAGUGGAGGCGAUCCGGGGUCAGAUCCUCAGUAAGCUCCGUCUCACCAGCCCCCCUCAGACCAUUGGAACCAACCAGGUGCCUCUCCAGGUGCUGGCGCUGUACAACAGCACCAAGGAACUGAUCGAGGAGCUGGGCAGGGACCGCCAGCAGAGCUGCGGUCAGGAUAACACGGAGACCGAGUACUAUGCCAAAGAGAUUUACAAAUUCAACAUGAUCAACGGCCCGCCGGAAAACAACGACCUGUGCCCCAAGAGCAUCACCUCCAAGCUGUUCCGCUUCAAUGUGUCCGAAAUGGAGAAGAACUCCACCAACCUGUUCCGGGCCGAGUUCCGCGCCCUGAGGAUCCCCAACUCCAGCUCCAGGAGGAACGAGCAGAGGAUCGAGCUCUACCAGAUCCUGCAGAAGGACGACCACAUCGCCAAGCAGCGCUACAUCGGGGGCAAGAACGUGCUGACCAAGGGCACACCCGAGUGGAUCUCCUUCGACGUCACCGAAACGGUCCGGGAGUGGCUGAUGUACCGCCAGACCAAUCUGGGCCUGGAGAUCAGCGUGCACUGCCCCUGCCACACCUUCAGCCCCAACGGGGACAUAGACGAGAAAGUCCAUGAGCUGCUGGAGGUCAAGUUCAAAGCUAUGGAGCCGGAGUACGAGGAGCAGGUCCGCCUGGACAUGAGCCGUCUGAAGAAGCAGCAGAAGGAGGUGUACCCCCACCUGAUCCUCAUGAUGCUGCCCCCUCACCGGCUGGACGCCCAGUCCUCUUCCCGCCGGCGCAAGCGGGCACUCGACACCAAUUACUGCUUCUCCAACUACGAGGAGAACUGCUGCGUGAGACCGCUCUACAUCGACUUCCGCCAGCACCUGGGCUGGAAGUGGAUCCACGAGCCCAAAGGCUACUACGCCAACUUCUGCUCCGGCCCCUGCCCUUACCUCCGCAGCGCAGACACCACCCAUAGCUCGCUCCUCAGCCUCUACAACACCCUGAACCCCGAGGCGUCCGCCUCGCCCUGCUGCGUGCCCCAGGACCUGGAGCCCCUCACCAUCCUGUACUACGUGGGCCGCACGCCCAAGGUGGAGCAGCUCUCCAACAUGAUCGUCAAGUCCUGCAAGUGCAGUUAGACGG
This is a messenger RNA of Gadus chalcogrammus (walleye pollock), 1538 nucleotides long. Its product is annotated as transforming growth factor beta-3 proprotein-like. Gene Ontology annotation, molecular function: type III transforming growth factor beta receptor binding; growth factor activity; type II transforming growth factor beta receptor binding. The coding region runs from base 308 to 1534 and encodes 408 amino acids. Gene Ontology annotation, biological process: regulation of cell population proliferation; SMAD protein signal transduction; transforming growth factor beta receptor signaling pathway. Gene Ontology annotation, cellular component: extracellular region. The record is from RefSeq and is a predicted model, not a curated record. The transcript has 7 exons. NCBI's taxonomy places the organism in Eukaryota, Metazoa, Chordata, Actinopteri, Gadiformes, Gadidae.